AUGGGUGAGCGGGGAACACCUGGGAACCCUGGGGACGACGGAAUAGGGUUGCCCGGCAAGCAGGCCGCGACGCUUCUUCCGGGUACCAGCUUUGAUCUCGAGACUGGUACAUUCACAUGUAGUGUGUCGGGCACCUACGUGUUUAUAUUUUCUGUGUGCAAACCUUCUGCCGGAAGCGAACUGUUCGUCAAUCUCCGGAAGAACGACGACGUGGUUGUCACUGGCUAUAAUACUGGUCCAAAUCGCUAUGGGUCGCUGUCUGGGAACGCGGUGCUGGUUCUGCAGCGAAGAGACACGGUUUAUCUUACCAUGCGCGGUAGAGCAGGUGGUGCUGCCAGUCACGACACCUCGUUCAGUGGCUUCCUCCUUUACCCCGAAUAA
Patiria miniata (bat star) is the source of this 381-nucleotide messenger RNA. RefSeq names its product caprin-2-like. The coding region runs from base 1 to 381 and encodes 126 amino acids. Lineage: Eukaryota; Metazoa; Echinodermata; Asteroidea; Valvatida; Asterinidae. The transcript is spliced from 2 exons. Gene Ontology annotation, molecular function: protein binding. The record is from RefSeq and is a predicted model, not a curated record.